AACAACCAACCCCAUGAGAUCCGUCAUGAUUCCACGACUUUCCUCCAACAUUUAAGAGACAAACGAUGCUUUAAACUCGUCACACUCUGGCCUUUCGAUUUGAUAGUAGCUGCCUCACGAACAUUCCCUCCCGACCAAGCUCGCCCCAACCAUGUCCUUCGAGACCGUGAUGCCCCCGUACAAUGCGGCGGAUCCGAACGCAUCCUUCCUAAGCUCCUCCUGCCUCGACUUCCUCCUCAUUGAGCUCGUCCCGCUCGCCUACCGCGUCACCCGAGAGCUCGACGACGCGUCCGCCGCCUCUGCAACAGACGCCGCUCUGCUAGAACCCACAUCCGCACCGGCCGAUGCAGCAUCGUCGGCUGCGAGCCAACAAGAAGGCGGCGGCGGCGGCGCGCCGUCGAGCGUGGUCGGGGCCGGGGCCGGGAGCGGGAGUGUCGCGCCAAGUAUGAGCCGCAAGAUGGAUGAAGAUGAGGAGAGGGACGCUGUGUUCUACAGGCUGGAGAGGCUGGGCUACCGGGUCGGUCAGGGGCUUGUGGAAAGGUUCUCCCGCGACCGGCCUAGAUUUAAUGACAAUCUCGACGUGAUCAAGUUUCUCUGCAAGGACCUCUGGUUUUUGGUGUUUCGGAAACAAGUCGACAACCUCAAGACGAAUCAUAGGGGGGUCUAUGUUCUAACGGACAACAACUUCAAACCAUUCAGCAGGAUGAGCACAGACGUAGGAGGACAGGCAGUCAUCCGAGCACAGCCGUUCCUCUGGUUCCCUUGCGGUAUCCUGCGUGGAGCUCUUGCGGCAAUGGGCGUCGAUGCCACGGUCCAGGCAGAGUCCCACGAGCUGCCAUCUGCUGUAUUCCAAAUUAAGACCUUGGCUAAGCAGCCAUCUCAUUGACAAUGGCACUGUUGUACCGACUUCCACAAGGGCUCUCCUCAUAAGGACACGGCGACCACUCUGCGAAAUGGCGUCACGGCAAUAUGAACGCCAGAAGACGAGCUCCAAGUCGAGCACACAAUCUGUGUUCAGAAGAUUCCUAUCAUUUCUUUCUCAUAUCCGGUGCCCUCGCGGCUAAGGUGCUGCUUCAAAGAGGGAAAACAGGGAACUGCCAAUUUUCCAACAAGCGCACUAUGCCCAUCACGCCAUUUUCGUCCCCUACACGGCCUCUGUCAUACUGGUGGAUGUCUCAUCAACGAACCUACAGC
Messenger RNA from Sodiomyces alkalinus F11, 1194 nucleotides. Its product is annotated as transport protein particle component. The coding region runs from base 152 to 886 and encodes 244 amino acids. The record is from RefSeq and is a predicted model, not a curated record. Lineage: Eukaryota; Fungi; Ascomycota; Sordariomycetes; Glomerellales; Plectosphaerellaceae. Gene Ontology annotation, biological process: regulation of GTPase activity; endoplasmic reticulum to Golgi vesicle-mediated transport. The transcript has 4 exons. Gene Ontology annotation, cellular component: trans-Golgi network; cis-Golgi network; TRAPP complex.